Messenger RNA from Hypomesus transpacificus, 1406 nucleotides. RefSeq names its product sodium/potassium/calcium exchanger 2-like. Gene Ontology annotation, cellular component: membrane. Gene Ontology annotation, molecular function: calcium, potassium:sodium antiporter activity; calcium channel activity. Lineage: Eukaryota; Metazoa; Chordata; Actinopteri; Osmeriformes; Osmeridae. Bases 318 to 1406 code for a protein of 362 amino acids. Gene Ontology annotation, biological process: long-term synaptic depression; calcium ion transmembrane transport; intracellular calcium ion homeostasis. The record is from RefSeq and is a predicted model, not a curated record. The transcript is spliced from 3 exons.
GCGUUUGCAACCAGUUUGCCGGAGCUCCUCCUCUAACGGCGGAGCGGGUAGAAACAUCACAUCUGCUCAAUGAGAGCAAAAGGGCACGAGAGAGGACACCUCAACAUCAACCUGCUGCGUUACCUUUGCUGUUCCCUCGCCUCUAUUUAAGAGGCUAAUAUGAAGACACAAUUUGGGAAGCCAGACCCUGGAAAACACCUGGAUUUCUCUAUUAGAAUUUGAAGAUCAAGGCAAUAACAUGUAUUGUCUCUGGUAAAACCCAUACGUACAGUAUUUCCACCCAACCACUGAGAGCCAGGACAGACAGCAGCAUCUCAAUGGGUUUGGACCAACCCUGCGUGGAUAUGGUUGAGCAAAUACCCCUGUCAGGUGCCCCGUGCAUGAGGCUCCGUCACCAGCACCUACGGAGGAAGCUGAGGCCUGUGAGGAUCCUGGGCUUCGUCCUGAGCAUAGUAGCCAUAACUGCCGUCUCAUUCUCCUUCAGUGCCUUGACCUGGGGCUACGGGGGGCUCUCUGAGCAUGUCCUCCCCCAGGAUACCACCCUUCAGUUGGACUCUACUCCCCACAGGACUCUGCUCUCCACCCAGAACCAGAUGGACCCCAAUGUCUCGGCCGACAUGCCCGUGGCCAUGAGGUCUUCGGCGAAUGGAAGCGAAGGCCAAGGGGACUACCCCACGGAUCUUUUCACUCUGGAGGAAAGACGACAAGGCGCAGUGGUGCUCCACAUGUUUGGCAUGCUCUACAUGUUUAUCGCCUUAGCCAUCGUGUGCGACGAGUUCUUCGUCCCGGCGCUGACGGUCAUCACUGAGAAGCUGGCCAUCUCGGACGACGUGGCCGGGGCCACCUUCAUGGCGGCGGGCGGCUCGGCACCCGAGCUCUUCACCUCGGUCAUCGGGGUGUUCAUCUCUCACAGCAACGUGGGCAUCGGGACCAUUGUCGGCUCGGCCGUCUUCAACAUCCUCUUUGUCAUCGGGAUGUGCGCCAUCUUCUCCAAGGAGAUCCUGAACCUGACCUGGUGGCCUCUCUUCAGGGACGUGUCCUUCUACAUCCUGGACCUGAUCAUGCUCAUUGUUUUCUUCCUGGAUAACCAAAUCACCAUCUGGGAGAGCUGUUCAUUGCUUUCAGCCUACGCUGCUUACGUUAUCUUCAUGAAGUUCAACAGCAAUGUCGAGUCCUUUGUCAAAGGGUGCAUGCACAAGAACCAAGUGGUGGAAGUUGAAGUUCAACCCAAGAAAGAGGCAGCUUCCUGGUCAAACACGUACGAGUAUACGACAAAUGGCAGCGGGGAUCUCAUCAUGGCAAGCCCUUGGGCCAGAGAUGAUCUCUGUGUGAUCAUCGGUCCAGAGAUGAGGCAGCAGACCAUCCUGCCUCGGAGGCAGUCUCACACGGGCCACAUGUCUCUUUGA